AUGAGCGAUAAGACGUUGAGAGGAUGCUUUUACAGGGACUGCACGCUGUACGUUGGAGAGUAUAUCCUAGAGGACGAACCCAGCCAUGGUGAAGCUCUCCCGGAGAGUGGAGCCACUUUGAAUAAAGGAAAACAUGGGAACAAAAAGGGGUGUAAAAAGGGGGACACAAAUGAAGAUCCACAUGGGGACACCAGUGACAGCGCGGGUAAAGGCAUAACCACUGAUAAUAACACCCUUGACAGCAACUCGGGACAGGAAGGGUCCCCCGGGAGAGGCAUCAUUUUCCAUGGCCAGGGAAAGUACAUCAGAGCGAACGAAAUCUUUGCAGGGCAUUUCCAAAACGGCAAUUACAGAAAAGGCAUAUGGAUAAAGUACAAAAAUAUUCACAACUUAUUUUACUACAUGAAUAUACACCAUGCACUGUCUAGGGAUAAGGACUCCAUCAUCCAGGGGUCUACAAAAAAUUUAAAAAAUUUUUUAUAUGUACCCCUGAAGGAGGUCAAUAUAUACAUAGGGGAAUUUGACAAGAAUAUGUUUAAUGGGUUUGGCGUGUACUACUUUUAUCCCUUCCUGUACGUCGGGUACUUUAUAAAUAAUACCAUGGAUGGGUAUGGCUACAUGUUUUGCGCGAACCACGUUGGGGAAAAAUAUGGGGAGGGAGCAAAGGAGGAAGACAACGCAAGCGGCACGAUUAACAAUUUGUUCGAUUUCUUAUUCGUCCGAGGUGAAAAGGGGGGGAUUACGAACAGGUCUGCUGAAAAACCAAAGGGAGAAAAGGACGCCAAGGUGGUUGUGCAAAGUGAAAAUCGUGAUGAGGAGACAAUCGGGGAAGAGACCUCCAGCCCGGGGGGGCUACUCCUUCAGGUGUAUGAAAAGCUGGAGAAGAUGAUGAAGGAGGGGGAAGCUGGCCUGCGGGAAGAACCGCAUAUGAUAGAGGAACCUCCGAUGUGUAUGCAACCGGGGCAUGCCCCCCCCACGGGCAACCUCGUGGAGAAGCUCAAAAGAGACAUUUUCAAAAACUUCAAAAUGCAAACGAGCAGAAAAAACAAAGUGAACAAAAUAAAAAAGUUCCUUCAGGAAAAUGAGAGGGAAAACAUUUUUGAUAUUUUCAAACUUAUAUCAUAUGAGCAUUUACUCUACCAGGGGUACUUCCAUAAGAAUAAUUUUUUGUCCACCCCGGAGGAGCAGAUCCUACACAGGAGUUUGUUCCUUCAGAUGUAUGUCGAAAUGUUCAUCGAAAAGGUGAACUCGUUUCGAAGAAACUUGGCUGAGGGGGUGGAGCCCCAAGACUUGUGCAUAAAUGGGGACAACGUUUUGUACGUGCUGGAAAGGAAACAGAAAACACCCGAGGGGGAGACUACACAGGGGGGCGCAAUUGUCAAUGCGGGUGCCGUUCCAAUUGCCACCGCAAAUAACGAUCGCAGUGAUGUGCGUGAGGAACCUAAGGAAAUUGUCCCCCGCGAGGAGGCUAAGAAAUCCAGUGUGUUCAACCCCGAUGUGCGUGAAGGAAUUCCCCAGGGAAAUAGCACCCCUAAUACAAGUUUACCAAAUGAACACUACAGAGAUAUCAUAGACCUGAACCUUCUCAAACGCAUCUUCGAAGCUACGGCAGACGACAACGUGGACUACGCUGUAGAGGUAGUCACAGAUAAGAAGCUCCUAAAAUAUAAAAGGAUAUUUGCAGGAUUAAAAACAGACAAGGAAAUAAACCACCUAGAUAAAGCCACACUACAUUUAAAUGGGUAUUACCAACUGGUCGUCAUAAAUAUCAAGUGUAGGGAUGACACCUCCUUCAGCUUAAAUACAAACCAAUGCAAUAUACAAAAUAUUUACAAAAUAAAAAUGUUCUUAAUUUCUUCUACCCAAUCGUCUAUAAUUAGGUACAACAAGUUUUUCCUUUACUACAUUUAUGUGUACGUUAAAAAUUCUGAUAAGAAAGGUGGUAAAGGGAAAGUGAGGAAGAAGAAGGGUUAG
Messenger RNA from Plasmodium coatneyi, 1974 nucleotides. RefSeq lists its product as uncharacterized. The coding region runs from base 1 to 1974 and encodes 657 amino acids. Lineage: Eukaryota; Apicomplexa; Aconoidasida; Haemosporida; Plasmodiidae. The record is from RefSeq and is a predicted model, not a curated record. The transcript has a single exon.